Molecule: messenger RNA, 1981 nt
Organism: Megalops cyprinoides (Indo-Pacific tarpon)
Lineage: Eukaryota; Metazoa; Chordata; Actinopteri; Elopiformes; Megalopidae
Product: cysteine-rich secretory protein LCCL domain-containing 2-like
Exons: 15
Coding region: 237-1832 (531 amino acids)
Cellular component (GO): extracellular region
Source: RefSeq, a predicted model, not a curated record
CUGUAGCCUUCGCGCCCCACUGACGGUCAGCACCGCGGAUUAGCCACCACGAGUCUGAGAAGAAAAAAAUCUUCCUGCCGGCACAGAAGAGCAAAUAGUCGAAGUUCUGCAAAUCGCAGGAAGCUUUAGGAUAAUUACCGGAUAAUCCACUGAUUGUGGCCGUGUACACACAGGGAGCUUGGGAGAGGAGCGCACACAGGCAGCUUACUGUAGUCUGCAGGAAAGAGGAGCGGGAGAUGAACGCCGCCAUGCUCUGGCUCACCACCCUCGGCCUGCUGGCCCUCGCCGCCCGCCACACGGCUGCCCUCUUCCUGCCCGACUCCCCGGAGCUGCAGCGCCUGCUGAGCCGGUACCAGGACGAGCCGGACCAGAACCGCACGGGGAACGCGGCGCACGGCCGGGCCCGGCGGGCCAUCCAGUGGUCCGACAGAGAGGAGAUCCUACAGCUGCACAACAAACUUAGGGGCGGGGUCUACCCCUCUGCCGCCAACAUGGAGUACAUGGUGUGGGAUGACGAGUUGGAGCGGUCAGCCACGCUCUGGGCGGAGGAAUGCCUGUGGGAGCACGGGCCCCAGGAUCUGCUCAUGUCCAUUGGACAGAACCUGGCCGUACACUGGGGCAGGUACCGCUCUCCUGCAUACCAUGUCCAGGCCUGGUACGACGAGGUGAAGGACUACACCUACCCCUACCCACACGAGUGCAACCCCUGGUGUCCUGAGCGUUGCUCAGGGCCUAUGUGUACCCACUACACCCAGCUGGUCUGGGCCACCACCAGCAGAGUGGGGUGCGCUGUGCAUGUGUGCCCCAGCAUGAACGUCUGGGGAGAGAUCUGGCAGAACGCCGUAUACCUCGUCUGCAACUACUCGCCCAAGGGGAACUGGAUCGGAGAGGCGCCAUACCAGCAUGGACGUCCCUGCUCCAAGUGCCCACCAAGCUACGGAGGACAGUGCAGGGAAAACCUAUGCUACAAAGGAGACUCACAGACUCCUCAGCGGCCCGAGACAGAAGACAUGAACGAGGUGGAGAAGCCCCAGGUACCGGUCAGACCCCCAACAACGACGACUGCCAAACCUGCCCCCAAACCCAAGCCAGCUACACCCAAGAAGCCAUCUACACCUAAGAAGCCCCCAACAACCAAGAAGCCUCCUACAACCAAGCAGCCCCGAACAUCCAAGCCUGCUGGCAGUAGCUUCCUUGCUCGCAAUAUUAAGUGCGAGACCAAGAUGCGUGACAUGUGCAGAGGAGCCACCUGCAACAGGUACAACUGUCCUGCUAACUGUCUGAACAACAAGGGCAAAUUGUGGGGCACACUCUUUUACGACGUGCAAUCAAGUAUCUGCCGCGCUGCAAUGCAUUAUGGGGUGAUUGACAACAACGGAGGUCUGGUCGACAUCACCAGGAAAGACAAGCUCCCAUUCUUUGUCAAGUCAACGAAGAAUGGAAUUGAGUCUUUCAGUAAAUUCAAACCUGGGAAUGCGUUUGUGGUGGCGAGAGUGGAAAAGAUGUCGGCAGACUGCUAUGCCACAGUGGCAGAGAUCUGCCCCUUCAGGAAGCCACAGACACACUGCCCAAGAGUGUUCUGUCCCGCCAACUGCAAGAGCCAGCCCUCGUACUGGGCCCCAGUGGUGGGGAACGGCAUCUAUACAGACAGCUCCAGUAUCUGCCGGGCAGCCAUUCACGCUGGAGUGAUCAAAGCCACCGGGGGCUACGUGGACGUCCUGGCCCUGGAUAAGAGGAAGAGCUACGUGGGAACCCUGAAGAACGGCAUCCAGUCCGAGAGUAAGAGCAAUACAGAGGGGGGUUCGUUCCGCCUUUUCAAAGUGAGGGAGUGAGACGUCUGGCACACACUCCGGUCCCAGGAACACACAGGGUCUCCCCAUCUGCUCUCCAAGGACAGGAAGUGCCCACAGGUCAGCGCCAUGGCAGUGACUCGGACCACCCCAUCCCGUCCAAGGAGGGGUCCGCGCGCUCUGUACCGAUC